This is a messenger RNA of Gossypium raimondii (Peruvian cotton), 1110 nucleotides long. RefSeq lists its product as uncharacterized. The record is from RefSeq and is a predicted model, not a curated record. The coding region runs from base 238 to 852 and encodes 204 amino acids. The transcript is spliced from 6 exons. NCBI's taxonomy places the organism in Eukaryota, Viridiplantae, Streptophyta, Magnoliopsida, Malvales, Malvaceae.
GAUGUCACCUCUAUUCGUGCGUUGCGGUUUCUCUCAAAUUUACUUGAGAUUAACAACUUCAACAGGGAGACCUUCCGAAGCUUUCUGAGAUUAACUCGUUUUCUGAGAUUUUCAUUUUUUUUUGUGUUGACUGGAAAAUUUUGAAAGCGAUUGUAUUUCGCCCUGGAUUUCAAGCUGUCUUUUAGGUUUUACUGAGGCUGUGAUAUUUAAGUAGUGCAUAGAAAACCAUAAACAGACAUGAACACUAUUGAAUCGAGGGGUCCUUCUCUUAGAGGAUAUCAAUGGAGGAAGGUAGUGCUGGAUCUAAAUGCUCCUCCCUGUGAAAUCAUAGAACAGGAGGGUACUUCAGAACAGGUUGGCCUCAAGGAAGUGGCCUGCCAACCCGUACAUCCUGCAUCACCUGCUACAAUUGAUGUUGAAGUUAUUGAUGAUGAUGUAACUGAAAGUUCUGCUACAGCAUUUGCAGAGGCUAAAAACAACUCAAGGAGGAGCAGUGGAAGGACUGUUGUUGAUCUAGAUUCAGGAUGGCUGACUAGGUCAACUAAUAAUAAUCAGAACAAACAUAGAAGACCUCCUCCAAGCCAAACAGUUAUCAAUUGUGAUCAUUACAUUAAUUUGGAAAGCACGCCGCAAUUUACUGUCAAGGAAAUUCUAAAGCCGCAACCACCUCCAACCUUCAAUUGUCCAAUUUGUAUGGGUCCAUUAACCGAGGAGAUGUCGACAAGGUGUGGACACAUAUUCUGCAAGGCAUGCAUUAAAGCUGCAAUAGCUGUCCAGAGAAAAUGCCCAACUUGCAGGAAAAAAGUCACUGUGAAGGAACUAUUUAGGGUCUUCCUUCCAUCUGCCUGUUAAAUAUGAGCUCUGCUCAAACUGGACAGUACAAACUGCCUUGAAAAGAAGCAGAAUCAAUGGAGUUUGCAUGUCAAUGGAACAAUUUCUUCAAGGGAAUGUUUACUAGUGCUUAAUUUGCACAUGGCCUAACCAAAAAAAGAUUAAAAAACAGCUUGAUUAAUGCCUAGAGGCACGGGUUAAGCAAAUCCUUUUCUGAAUAUUGGAACUUGACAUGUGUAGUUUUAUAGUAUAUUUGAGUGGAUAAUUUUUUUGAUUAGA